This is a messenger RNA of Tigriopus californicus, 2304 nucleotides long. It is a transcript of the gene Pink1, whose product is annotated as serine/threonine-protein kinase Pink1, mitochondrial-like. NCBI's taxonomy places the organism in Eukaryota, Metazoa, Arthropoda, Copepoda, Harpacticoida, Harpacticidae. Gene Ontology annotation, molecular function: ATP binding; protein serine/threonine kinase activity. Gene Ontology annotation, biological process: protein phosphorylation; regulation of apoptotic process; positive regulation of mitochondrial fission. Gene Ontology annotation, cellular component: mitochondrion. The record is from RefSeq and is a predicted model, not a curated record.
CACAAAACCUCUGAGCUGGUCCAAGGCCUCGCCGGAAUUGACGCAAUCGACCUCGCCCCACGUCCGAAGGGAAUAGCAUCCGCGACCUAGUGUCUUGUCUUAGUGGCAUUGUCCUGGUUCGCCAGUCGGCCUCGAAGUCGCGCCCUCGCCUUCAAGCUGGUGCGGGUGGCUUAUUGGCGGUCGGGUCGUGCCGCCCUUUGCCGGGCCUCGCCACCCGACCCGUGGUCGUCGCUUUGGUCGCAGGUUCGCUCUGGACGGUGUUGGUUCCUAACCCGCCCCUCGACCCCCGGUCAGGCGGCUCCUGCUCAGCAUGGUAUGGUCUCUGUGGGUCAGCGACUUUGGACGCGACUCCAAAAGUUCUACUGGCCUUCGUCCCCGGGCGCCGCGCGAGCCCGCACCUUGCGGGCCCAAGACGCCAUCCACCCAUUAGAACUGACGUCAGAGGCUCAGAUUGGAUCCAGAUCCGCGGGAGGCGCCUCAGGCAGCCGAAGCCAUGGCGGCGGGCUCAUGCGUCAAAGGAGCCUGUCUGUGGCCGCAUUACCGCGGCCCACGGGCAUUCUGCCUCCGUUCUCGUUCGCUUCGGCCCAUCGGUUUUUGGUCAACUCUGUUUUGAAACGCGUCACCAACACGCAAGCCGCCAUUUUGAGACGGAAAACGGCCCAGCAACUAUUCACCGGACAGGCUGGACCUUUCUUAGCCUUGGUGGGCGUCAGUUUGGCUUCGGGCACGGGCUUGAUUACCAAGGAUGAUGAGGUCGAGUGCGUUUGUAGCGAGAUUCGGCAGGCUGCGGCUAAAAUGCAAGCCCUGGCGCAAAACCCCGCUCACAAUAUCGUCUCUCCAUCUGAUGCGAUUAAUCCGAUAGCGGAUUUAGAAACCACUUGCUUGCUAAAAGACUUUCAAAUCGGCCCCAUCGUGGCCAAGGGUUGCAAUGCCGUCGUCUUGGCCGCUCGUUGGGCUCGACAUAAAGUGGCGGACUUAAAUGAGGCCAUGCAAACUCUGGGCCAAGUCCCACCAGCUGUGGAAAUAGCAGUACCCGGACCUGCUCAGUCCGAUUCGAUCGUCCCACACGAAGAAGAGUAUCCCUUGGCCAUCAAGAUGAUGUUCAAUUAUGAGGCGGAAUCCAACGCCAUGGCUAUCAUCAGCGCCAUGAAUAGAGAGACUGUCCCAGCUCGAAAUGUGCGGGUACCGCCCCAUUUCGAGAGCUGGAUUGCGGCCAUGCGAGAGAAAAGCCCGACGUUACCACCACACCCGAAUAUUGUUGACAUGUAUACUGCCUUUGCGGACUAUGUUCCGGAAAUCAAAGAGGCAUUAAACAUGUAUCCUGAUGCUUUGCCUCGGCGGCUGAAUCCGGAGGGUUUGGGUCGAAACAUGAGUCUCUUUUUGGUAAUGAAAAAGUAUGAUAUCAGUCUCAAAGAUUUCCUGGCCCAGCAUAGACAGGAGGUGUCGUGGAAAACGUCCCUUCUGAUUUUGACACAAAUUCUAGAAGGACUUACUCACAUGUGGAGUCAUGGCAUUGCCCAUCGAGAUCUGAAGUCUGACAACAUUCUCUUGGAUUUAUCCGGCGGGAUCGAUUUCCCUCGGGUGGUGAUCACGGACUUCGGAUGUUGUCUAGCGGAUCGUAAUCAUGGCUUGAAGAUGCCUUACUCCUCUUUCGAGACUAACCGGGGUGGGAACAUGGCUCUGAUGGCACCUGAAGUGAUCACGGCUCAGCCUGGACCUUUCACCUCCAUCAACUACGACAAGGCAGAUGUCUGGGCUUGUGGGGCAAUCGCUUACGAGAUUUUCGGCAUGGCCAAUCCAUUCUAUCAAGAUAAUCACAAGUUGUUGAACAUGCAUUACAAGUCUAAGCAGUUGCCUUCUCUCCCUGAGGAUAUUCCAGAUAUCGUGAACAAUCUGGUUCGUGAUCUUCUCCGUAGGAAUCCUAAGAACCGUCUUUCGGCCGAAUUGGCUGCCACAAUUAGUCAGUUGAUUUUGUGGGCACCGAGUACUUGGGCGAAAGCGAAUGGCCGUAUUCCCAACACACAAGACGUACUUCAAUGGUUACUGACAUUGACAACGAAAAUCCUAUGCGAAUCAAGAUUCGCUAAUGAUGGGAAAGCCUUGCGCGAAUACCAAUUGGUGGCGACAUUUCUAUCUCGAAUGUCCCUGUCCAGGGUUAAGGAGGCGCUCCAAUGGAUGAAAAAUAACGCAGGGUGAGCUGUUUAUGCGUCCAAACAAUUGAAAUAGUUUUAAAAGAAGUGUAAGUUUAUUACAAAAAUGAAAGCGAUUCAAAAUAAAUAUCAAUGGGUCAAAUUUCCACUCUGA